This is a messenger RNA of Tribolium castaneum (red flour beetle), 1673 nucleotides long. RefSeq names its product lysosomal acid glucosylceramidase. The record is from RefSeq and is a predicted model, not a curated record. NCBI's taxonomy places the organism in Eukaryota, Metazoa, Arthropoda, Insecta, Coleoptera, Tenebrionidae. The coding region runs from base 124 to 1656 and encodes 510 amino acids. The transcript is spliced from 6 exons. Gene Ontology annotation, molecular function: glucosylceramidase activity. Gene Ontology annotation, biological process: glucosylceramide catabolic process.
AACAUUAUUACGUGACAUGUGGAAACUGCAAAAAUAUUUUUGAGCUGUGUAAAUAAGUAAACACGCACCUAACAAUAUAAAAAUGCCUUACAUAAUAUUAAAAGUACUUAGAUCUGGCACAAGAUGCUUGCAAAACUUAUCCUUCUCCAGCUAAUGUCAGCGUUUGCCCUAGGACAAGACUGUUUAAGCAGAGAUUACGGCAAUGGAGGCACUGUAUGUGUUUGCAAUUCGAAUCAUUGUGACACUGUCCCAAAGCCGAAAAAGUUAGAACCGAGUGAGCUUUUGAUUUACACAUCCAACAAAGCUGGUCUGAGAUUUAAUCUCGAAAAAACAAACUUCAAACCUUGUGCUUUCUCGGAUCGGAUAGUCAUUGAUCCUAAAACCAAGUACCAAACGAUAUUGGGGUGGGGCGGCGCCUUUACAGACGCAGCAGGAAUCAACAUUGCAUCGCUGGAGGAAAGUCUUCAAACCAAACUUCUAGAAUCUUAUUUUUCUGAAAACGGUCUUGAGUAUAGCUUGUGUAGAGUACCGAUCGGCGGUACCGAUUUUUCAGUACGUGCUUACUCGUACGACGACGGUAAAGAAGACAAAGAUUUGACCAACUUUAAAUUAGCCGAAGAAGACCACAAAUACAAAAUUCCGUACAUUAAAAAAGCUCUAGAGUUGACUGAAAAUAGGUUAAAAUUGUUUGCGUCGGCUUGGACUGCACCCAAAUGGAUGAAAACUGACGGACAGUACGCCGGUCUUGGCGGUUCUCUUAAGAAAGAAAUGUAUCAAACAUGGGUCGACUAUUUCAUCAAAUUUUUUGAUAGUUAUAAAGAGCAAGGAAUCAGUUUUUGGGGCGUAACUACAGGAAAUGAGCCCAGUUUAGCUAUAUCGCCUACUAACCGCAUAAAUAACGUCGGGUGGGGCCCAAAAAACAUGGGAACAUGGGUUCGCGAUAAUUUAGGACCAACAAUUCGAAACUCGGCAUAUUCAGACAUGAAGAUUAUGAUAUUGGAUGAUCAAAGAUCGCUUCUUCCGUGGUAUGCCGAUGAGGUUCUUAAAGAUAAUACUGUUCGUAAAUACGUAGAUGGAGUCGCUGUGCAUUGGUAUCACAAUAUUUGGCCUCUGUUUUGGCCUGCUUCAGUACUGACUUUCACUCAUUGGCAUUUCCCUGAAAAGUUUAUUUUAGCCACUGAGGCUUGCAAUGGUGUAGGUGAGGAGUCGGUGGUUCUUGGGUCGUGGGAACGAGGCGAAAAAUAUUCGUAUGAUAUAAUUAAGGAUUUGCAAAACUGGGUGACCGGUUGGAUCGACUGGAACAUGGUGCUCGAUUUAUCAGGUGGACCCACCUACAUUAGCAAUAACGUUGAUGCGCCCAUAAUUGUUAACGCGUCUGCGGGUGAAUUUUACAAACAACCCAUGUACUACCACUUAGGCCAUUUCUCAAAAUUUGUGCCACCGAAUUCGGUGCUGAUUAAGACGAGUUUCGCCAACAAAGACUUACUUACGGUAGGUUUCCAAAGACCUGAUAAUGCUACAGUCUUGGUAAUUCUAAACAAAACUGGAAAAACUAUACCUGUAAAUGUUGUCGAUCCUAAUAAAGGUGUCGCACAGGUGGAAAUCAAAGCAAGAUCAAUUGUCACAGUUUUCUAUUAUAGCCAAAAUUAUAAAUAAAUUAUUAAUUUACCCAC